Messenger RNA from Populus euphratica (Euphrates poplar), 784 nucleotides. RefSeq names its product transcriptional regulator SUPERMAN-like. The coding region runs from base 137 to 769 and encodes 210 amino acids. The transcript has 2 exons. Lineage: Eukaryota; Viridiplantae; Streptophyta; Magnoliopsida; Malpighiales; Salicaceae. The record is from RefSeq and is a predicted model, not a curated record.
GUUUCCGCAUCACCUCUAUCACCGAUCUCAUAUGUUACGAGUGCUAUGGCUGCAGAGAUUGGCCUUCUCUCCUUGACCCAACUCCAAAAAUUACCUCAAUCUCAACAAAAUCAGUAUCAACAUCAACUGAACCCGAAUGAGACACCUAGUGUCUGGAUGUGGAACCCUAAGCAAACUCAAGAAGAGGAUGAUUCAUGGGAGGUUAGAGCCUUCGCAGAGGAUACAGGCAACAUCAACGGCACCACUUGGCCACCGAGGUCUUAUACUUGCACCUUUUGUAGAAGGGAACUCAUCCCAAGCCCUAGGGGGUCACAUGAAUGUUCACCGCCGUGACCGCGCUAGGCUCCACCAAACACAGCCUUCAAUCAACCCCAACUCAUCAACUUCCAGUUCUUCCUCGUCCACUUUUAUAAUCCCAACUCAAGAAUUUCCCCCAAAUGCCGGGUUAUGCUUACUUUACCGACUACCAAACCCUAAUGGAGUCUUCACUCCCGCAACUAUGAAUGCAUGUGCUACUGAUUCACCUUCUACUCUUCUCUCUAUCACACCAUAUCCCCAUAACAACUUGAUAGAGAAAUCUCUUAAUUUUCUAGCAGCUCCACCUGAGAUAAAUACUUCUCAUUGUUACUCAAUCAAAGCCGGGCCCUCGGCAUCCAUUGAUAAUAGCAAUGAUAUCAACAGCGAAAACAACUUUAAGGAGUUGGCACACGAAGAACUUGAUCUAGAGCUCCGGCUAGGGCACAGAUCGACAACACCACCCCAACCAUAACAUAUAAGAAAGCUU